CCGUCCGCCGGCCCGCCCGCGCCCACCGCCCAGCCGCCCGGAGCCAGCCGCCCUCCUGCCCCCAAGAUGUGGCACAGCGUCGGGCUGACCCUGCUAGUGUUCGUGGCCACGCUGCUGAUCGUGCUGCUGCUGAUGGUGUGCGGUUGGUAUUUUGUUUGGCAUCUUUUUUUAUCAAAAUUCAAGUUUCUUCGGGAACUGGUGGGAGACACAGGAUCUCAGGAGGGAGAUCAUGAACCUUCAGGGUCUGAAACAGAGGAAGACGCUUCAUCAUCUCCACACAGGAUCAGAUCUGCUCGCCAGAGGAGGGCACCUGUUGAUGAAGGCCACUGACCUGAGCCGUGGUCCUCUGAUAGCGAAUGACGAAGGACACUGGGAGUCUCUCUCUGUAAUGACUUGGCUUUGCAAUCUGCUAAAAGAUUGAAGAACAUUCAUUCUUGGAUCUUAAGUCCAAUUCAAAAAAAGAUUUACAUGUAAGCCAUAUGAAAAUAAAGGGAAUUACAACCAAAUCAGACCAUUGCAGAUUUCAUCGUAAAGAUAAUUUUUGCUUAUAUACU
Eubalaena glacialis (North Atlantic right whale) is the source of this 554-nucleotide messenger RNA. RefSeq names its product small integral membrane protein 13 (gene SMIM13). Lineage: Eukaryota; Metazoa; Chordata; Mammalia; Artiodactyla; Balaenidae. The record is from RefSeq and is a predicted model, not a curated record. Bases 67 to 330 code for a protein of 87 amino acids. The transcript has 2 exons.